This is a messenger RNA of Plasmodium coatneyi, 2334 nucleotides long. RefSeq lists its product as uncharacterized. Gene Ontology annotation, biological process: primary miRNA processing; mRNA processing. Bases 1 to 2334 code for a protein of 777 amino acids. The transcript has a single exon. Gene Ontology annotation, cellular component: nuclear body. NCBI's taxonomy places the organism in Eukaryota, Apicomplexa, Aconoidasida, Haemosporida, Plasmodiidae. The record is from RefSeq and is a predicted model, not a curated record.
AUGAAUGAACCAACUGAUGGAAAAGUCAACGACAGGAAGAGGAAGAAGCCGGAUGACAAUAUAGAGGAGGGAAAGGACCCAGGGAAGUCCAAAAAAAAAGUAGAGUUUGAAAAUGACGAAGAGUAUGAAAAGUACCUCCUGAGUAACUUCAAGAAGGGGCCUGCCCGGGGGAGCAGGGGUGAUGGACAGCACGAAGGUCGCCGCCAGAGCAGUUCGGCAGAAGAGUACACCCUCUCUGACAUGAUCAAGAGCUUCUACAACGAGCUGAAAAAGUACAAAACGGUGGAUGACAUGGCAAACGAAAUUAAAAGACUAGCAGUACAAAACAUUAGAAAAAAUUUAGAGAUCAUUUGUAACAACGAAUGCACCAGCUCCUUCUUUGUAGAAAAGUACCGAGUCAAAUAUAUCAACGAGCAGAUUGAACUGAAUGUGAAAUCCGCACAAAAUUAUUUUAAAGAAUUUUUAAUACUUUACAAUAGCAACAAUUUUGAUGACUUCACAUUGGAGGUGAAUACCAACGUGGAGAAGAAGGCAGAAAAGGGGAAGGAUGCCGACCUCGGUGAAGAAGAAGCCAAUGAGGCUGAAGAUGACCCCGCAGUGAUGGACCACACGGAGAAUAGCCACAACGACGAUCAUAACAAUGAUGAAAAUUCUCCAAGUAAAAACCAAAGCAGUGAAAAAGAUGGACACGGAAGUGAUGACAUAUACAAAGCCAACACAUGGAAAGAAAAAAUAAAAUGCAAAAUUGAAAACGCAAAUGAAAAUACAAACGUUUUGAUAAAAAUUGUAAAUUACUUAUCCAGUACUUCACUACACAUCGACCACAUACCAAUGAACAUAAAAAAGUUCGACGUUAUAAAAAAGUUAAACGAACUAAAUUACGAUGUGUUGAAUGCUAAUAUAUGGGAUACGUAUAGCUCCAAAGAAAGCAGACCCUUCUCCUUAUCCAUCUCUACAGUUCCUUCCUUCUACAGAAAGGCAAAUAUAUACUUUAAAAAGCACAACAAAAUGACGGACCUUUUAAGUGCCCUCCGUGAAAAAUCACGUAGUAUUCAAAUCAAUGGCUGGUAUUUAAAUAACGUGAAAAGGAAUAUUUACAACUACGUGGAUUUUCGAAUUUGCCCCCCUAUAUGUUCCCACGUAGAGGUAAUUAAAGCCGACUAUGAGAAGGCAAAAAUAUUGGUUAGAAAAUUGGACGCUUCUUGCCAUAUCGAUGCUGAUCUGAUGGAGCGCAUAAAGGAAGAGGACUAUAUCGAGGUCAGGCAGAAGAAGAGGAAGUUGGGCGAGGAUCAAGCGGAUGGGGAAAACGGUAAUGUAACCGCCGAAUCGGUUGCACCGAGUAAUUGUGAGAAUAAUGCCAACCAACUGAGGGACAGCCCUAUCAUAGACAUCAUCGAAGAGAACAAUAAUCUUAGUGUUACAAAAAAGUUGGACAUCCUAAUUAUGUACCUCCGAUUUGUGCACAACUUUUGUUACUACUCAGCAAGGAAAUUCAACACGUACGACGAAAUGGUGAGGGAGUGUGGCUACUUCUACCUGCGCGUGAACAUGCAGAAUAAGUUUUACAACAACAUGAUCCCCAUUUUUUACGAAGAUUUUAACGUAAGCAAGUUGGAGCAGUACGGGCAGCAUGGUCAGACCACAGGCUGGAUAAGCAACUCAGCGGAUGGAGCACUUGCAGAGGAAAACCAACCAAACGAGGAGAACAACCCAAAUGAACACAACAGCUGCCCCCUUCUACACCACCUAAAGAAGAAAUACUUUAAAGACGUGGAUAACCUGUCGGAAUACCAACUCAAAUGGCUUCUCCACUUCGAGGCAGAAAUUGAGGACGCCAUAAAAGCAAACUACAAUGAACAAAUAGAAAUAGAAAAGACAAAAGAAUUUAUGGAAAUUUUAAAAAAUAAUUAUAUUUUGAAACCUAGUGAUAAUCCCCAUAGCGACGGCAAAAGUGAAAUACGUUGUGCGAAGUGCAAGAAACUUUUCAACCACAUUAAGGACGUUCCUAACCACAUCUUCAUUAAACACAGCCAAUUUAAAUUGAAACUCAUCACAGAAACCGAAGCAGAGAUAAUGAAAAAAUGCUUUUAUGAAGCCCCCCACAGUUUUCACUUCCUUUUCAUGAUGGAAAAAAAAUAUAAUUCUGGCUAUUCGAAGAGUCAUCUAAGUAAGAAUAUUUUUAAAAAACCCAAAAAUUUUAAAAACCAGAAUUUUCACCUCCUCCCCAACAGCGCGAAGAGUGACUACAAAGAUUUUGACGACCCUAGCUCGAAUGUCUUCGAGAAUGUAAAACAGAGUGAUAACAAGAAGACCGAUUUUUACGACGACACGUAG